AUGUCAUCCCAAGAACCCCAACAAUCCCAACCUCCCCGCAAAACCUACAACCUCCGCAACCCCCUCCCCCUCUCCGCCGCCCAAGAAUCCGAAGUGAAGCAACUCUACUACAAGCGCGUUCGCUCGCUCUGCGCACCGGAAAUCAAAGCAUUCGCCGAAUGCGCCGUCAACCGAACCGUCACCGCGACAUGGGUAUGUCGGGAGCAACGACUAGCGAUGAACGCGUGCAUGGUUGCGCAUGCGAAGCCAGAGGAAGAAGACCGGGCGCGGGAGGAAUGGUUCUCGACGCAUGAGGAGCGACGUCGCGCGAAGGAGGCGGAGGUCGCACGGGUGGAGAAACGGAGGGUGGAGGUCAUUAAAAUGAUGAGGGAGGAUGAGGAACGGAGGAAGAAGGCUGCUGCU
Aspergillus sclerotioniger CBS 115572 is the source of this 402-nucleotide messenger RNA. RefSeq lists its product as uncharacterized. Gene Ontology annotation, cellular component: mitochondrion. Lineage: Eukaryota; Fungi; Ascomycota; Eurotiomycetes; Eurotiales; Aspergillaceae. The record is from RefSeq and is a predicted model, not a curated record. The annotation marks the transcript as partial. The transcript is spliced from 2 exons.